AUGCAGACAAAUUCUGGGGAAAAGUCGCGCACGCUCUUCAACCGCUGGUUGGCGGUUUUCCGGAAGCAAGAUGCCGCCCUCGCAGUGCUGCGUACCCUGCCGGAAGACCACAAACACUUGUUUGGGCUUUUCGCGCAAGAAAUUGCCGAAAAGGGCGUCCGCCGGUACGUCGUCGCCUCCUACAGAGACUUUGUUGGCGGCUAUCUGAAGAUGGUCCGGUCGGAGAUGCCGAAUCGCCAUUUGUACGAGGUGUUAAUGGAAGACCGGCCGUGUUGGCUUUAUUUCGACAUCGAAUUUUCCAAAGCCCUCAACCCAGAGAUAAACGGCGAGGAAGCUGUGGCGCUGUUGAAACGCUUGCUGGCAAAGUUCCUCAGGGACCGCUUCUCGUUUCCCCUCCAAAACAGCGAUAUUGUUGACCUCGAUUCGUCCACUCACGACAAGCUGUCGAGACACCUGAUUGUCAAGGCCAUUCGAGGUCGAGAACCCGCACACGGAAAGUUCACAUACCGCCAUGACGCACACGCCCUCUGGCUCGUCAGGGAGGAACAAUACAGCGUACGAGGCGAGCUGGAAGAGAAGGAAAUGGAAAAAGAGGACAAAGAGGGACGAGACGCCGAAGAGGGACGAGACGCCGAAGAGGGACAGGACGCCGAAGAGGGACAAGACGCCGACGGGGGAGUCGAAGAAAAGGAGGAAAGACAUGCUUCUCCCUCCUCUGCUUCCUCCUCCUCCCCUGCUUCGUGCUCUGCGUGUUUUUCCUUGGCGCCCUCCGCUGCCUCCUUCCGUACCUCUGUUUCCGCGUCUUCCGCGUGUUGCUCUGUCGCUGCUGCUGCGGGGGGAGCGGGCCACUCGGGUGACGGUCGAGACGAGCAGAAAGAAAACAAGCAAAUGCAGGCUACUGCGGAAGACGGAAACGAACGAGAUCAGAACGUGAGUUCAGCCAACGAAUUCCCUUUGAGCGAUGACGAACGCGUGUCUCUGCUGCGUUCGCUCGUUUCUCUCGUCCCGCCGUCUCUGCCUGUCUUCCAUCCCCGCCAGGAGGGGCAGUCCUUUACCGCGAACUUGCGGAUUCUGCGUCGAGGAGGCGAGACCGAAAACGAAAUUGAGAAGGCAAAGUGCGAGAGACGCCCGUGCUAUCUAGGGGAACUCAUACGCUAUGCUGUGCACGCGUGGGAUGGGAAGCUUGACGCGUACAGACACCGCAAGAGAGCCGAAGAGCGAGAACAUGCUGGAGACGAAAAUUCCCAGGCAGGGCGUCAUGGUUCUUCGUCUUCCGUGUACGCCUCCUCGGCUUGGCUGGCGGUCGGGUGCCUGCCGAACUCUCGUGUGCCUCAAACGCUUCUCUCAGCAGAGAGCGAUUUUCAUUCGCACACGUCCGCCGCGUCUUCCGGUAUGCCCAGAAAGACCCGAAGGCUCAGCGACAGGCGAGGGGACGACGGCCACGGGAAACUUGGUUGGAAGCUUAGUGGGAGCGACGUCGUCGAUUUGCUGCGAGAGCGAGAAGAAGAGAGGCUGGCUAGAGAGGUGCACACAGAAGUCGCGUCGUGCCUGUUCUUCACCUCCACCCAAACGGCCGUCGUGACUCUCAGAGGCAAUCGUUUCUGCGAGCGCAUAGGCAGGCCUCACAAAUCGAACGCCGUUUCGCUCGUUCUUCUCCCAGAGAAGGGCUGUUUUUACCAGAAGUGUUACGAUCCAGAUUGUCGAGGCUUUCGUUCCUCUCGCGUCGCCUUUCCUCCCCAUCUUCAUGGCCUGCCGGAGGCCCUUGAAGACCUGGCCCGAGUUUCCCUUGAAGGCGCCGAUGACGCGUGGCCCGAAGAAGGCGAAUCUCGGGGGGAAGAAAGCGCGCAGCGGCACAGGCAUGAAAAAUUGGAGGCAGGAGUGGACAAUGCAGGAGGUCGAGCCGAGGAAGACGCACAAAAAAACAGACAGAAUAGAGAAACGGGGAGACCCACGAGUGAUGGGCAGCACAGUUCUUUACCCGGAGAACACGAAGAGGGCGAUGUGGACCUGGAUGAUAUUUUGGCUGCUGUGCCUAUUUGA
This is a messenger RNA of Neospora caninum, 2040 nucleotides long. RefSeq lists its product as hypothetical. The transcript has 6 exons. Lineage: Eukaryota; Apicomplexa; Conoidasida; Eucoccidiorida; Sarcocystidae. Gene Ontology annotation, biological process: error-prone translesion synthesis; replication fork processing; mitochondrial DNA replication. The record is from RefSeq and is a predicted model, not a curated record. Gene Ontology annotation, cellular component: nucleus; mitochondrial matrix. Gene Ontology annotation, molecular function: DNA-directed DNA polymerase activity; chromatin binding. Bases 1 to 2040 code for a protein of 679 amino acids.